Messenger RNA from Mya arenaria, 1334 nucleotides. RefSeq lists its product as uncharacterized. The transcript has 6 exons. NCBI's taxonomy places the organism in Eukaryota, Metazoa, Mollusca, Bivalvia, Myida, Myidae. Bases 20 to 613 code for a protein of 197 amino acids. The record is from RefSeq and is a predicted model, not a curated record.
GAGUGACGGCCAGGAAGUGAUGGUCAGACAGACUCAGGUGGCCGUUAUUGAGGACAAUACACCAGCGUUGACAAGCCCAGAACCGUCCUAUCCUGAAAACCUGACGUGUCUCGAAAAAAUUCGUUGUUGUCAAGGAGACUGUAGCUGUGGUCCAUUCAUACACAUCAACCAGUCUUUCAACAACGGCGCUAAGCUGAUAACAGGCUAUGGAAUCGCAUUGACCGUGUGGCGUUGGAUCAUAGGAUUGGCUGCUGUUAUCACUCUGGCUGGAAGUUGUGCCGUAAGUGGCACCUAUUGUUUGGUCAAAGCCGCCAAGGAGAGCAUAUUCUGGGCGGUGGUCUUGUACCUGCACAACCGGGACGCUCCGGUUGAGGGCCAGACAAAACAACUCUACCACAUCUACCUAGUGGUCGAUCUGAUUAUCUCCGUUAUCUGGUUUUGUAUAGGUUGCGGCCUAUACGCUCUCGGCUGUGAGGGGGACGACCGUAACGCCGCCUGGACGCUGGCUCUGCUCACAUUCCUCAUGGAUACAUUCCUACCGCACGUGGCACUACUCCUGGCAGCGCUGGCCUGCAUUUUUAUAAUAUUUUGUCUGGCAGCUACGAAUGAUUAACCUUUCAAUAAUUAUGAUUUUUUAUAGGAACAUUUUAUGAGAUGGUAAAUAGGACAUAUUGAAAAACAAAACACUCUUACCACUUGCACAUGGUUUACUUAAAUAACUCCCAUUAAGUAAGUCACAAUUAUAUACUCAGCCGUCGAGCAAUGGUAUGGCAGAAGAGAGACUAAGAAAAAAACAACAUUUAUGCUUACUUCUCAAUUCUGUAAAUGUUUACUUUAAUUGCUAAUAGAACUAAUUCUUGAUAUCUCAUACUUUCAAAUAUUGAAUAUCAGGAUAACAUUGUGAUUAUAUGUCUACUUGCCAUUAUAUGUGUUUUUGAACUAAUGAUAUUAUCAAUAUAUAAAUUCUGGUUAAACACAACAGUAUUACUUCUUCAAAGCUCCGGGCGCCAUAUCGAUUUCGGCCAAUGUGAAGUCAUUUGUGAAAGUAAAAUAUCACCUGUAUCGACUCCUUGUCUUCAAUGAUAAGUAUUGGAUAUACGAAAACCACAUAGUAUAUCAUCUAAGUUACCAGACAGUUCUGAAAUCUAGACACUAAGUGGGAACCAAUCGGAACGCCUCGGCCAUUUUCCAUCGAAAACAACAUCGGAUGUACAUGGACGGUUUACAAUGAAAGAAUCCUUUACUACGCUGCAAGUAGACCGCGUAGUAAUUUCAAUACAGCAGUUAAGCAUAAGACCAUUACUCAUAGGUCAGUCUUAAUUAUUUAUGCAAUA